CGAUUUACGUCUUUAAUCUAUUGCGCGAGAUAGUCGAUUCUGAAUCUAUUUUGCUACAAGUACUUAUCUACUCAACUGCUAUCUCUGAAGAAGAAAAAUGAAGCUGUUCGUAAUUUCGCUAUUCGUGUGGUGUUCAAUAUUCAACCAGUUUGAUUUUGUCUGCUGCCAAUGUUAUCCUGCAGUCUACUGCGAACUACUUGAGCAAUUGGACAAUAAACUAAGUGAAGAGAGUGAUUUGGUAAGCAAGCUUGAACCAUUAUUCUCUCUUCCACGUGAAGGUCAUGAAAAUCUUCGAGGAGGAGUUAUAUUAUCAACCUGGGUUGAGUCAUUUAAAAAAGCGGUGACUAUCUCCUAUAUUCAUGCAGAGGAUAUGUGUAAGAAAAGAGUUAGUACCGUAGCCAAUAAUAAUCUAUGCGAUAGACUAUGUGCUGUGCUCACCGCAUACAAGGAAGAUAUUGUAAAAAUUGGCAGAUACUAUUAUGACAUACAACUGGUAUAUUCGGUCGAACCAAGAUACUAUGAUAUAGAAGGAUUCGAAUCGGCACUUAAUGAAUUUAAGAGAAAAAAAUUUGAACGCGAGUCAGAGAUUAAUAAUCAAUUAGAAAGUAUGAAAACUACAUAUCAUCAAUUGGUAAAUGAAGUCAAUGCCAAAAUAGAUCAAUCAGUUAUUGUGCAAAGACAAUAUUUGUUACAAGUUAAAUUAUUCAAAAAGGAAUUGGAAACCUUAUUUUUGCAAACGAAGAAAAUUGAUGGUGAAAAAUUAUAUGAUACAGCGCAAUUGGAUGCACUAAACACCGCACUAAUUGCACUAAGAGGAAAACAACUAGAAUUAGCAACAUGUCUUCAAAAGCUACUAUCAGAUAUUCAAGCUUAUAAUGAUCAACGCAUCAACUGGGCUGGUAUUUUGUUAGAUACAACACUUCCACCAAGGCCUUCAAACAAACUUGGAGUUAUGGAUAUUUAAUAAUGAAAUAAUUAUGAAUUGUUAAAAUAUUUUGGGCCAUUUUAUGAUUACAAUAAAGAAAACGAUGAAAUUAUCAAAAAAAAUUAUAUAUUUUAAACUCA
Contarinia nasturtii (swede midge) is the source of this 1065-nucleotide messenger RNA. RefSeq lists its product as uncharacterized. Bases 98 to 964 code for a protein of 288 amino acids. The record is from RefSeq and is a predicted model, not a curated record. The transcript is spliced from 2 exons. Lineage: Eukaryota; Metazoa; Arthropoda; Insecta; Diptera; Cecidomyiidae.